This is a messenger RNA of Plasmodium vinckei vinckei, 2337 nucleotides long. RefSeq names its product GTP-binding protein, putative. The transcript has a single exon. Bases 1 to 2337 code for a protein of 778 amino acids. Gene Ontology annotation, molecular function: GTP binding. The record is from RefSeq and is a predicted model, not a curated record. Lineage: Eukaryota; Apicomplexa; Aconoidasida; Haemosporida; Plasmodiidae.
AUGAAAUAUAAACUCCUAUUGGUAAUAGCAUUUGGCGUUUUUUCCUUUUUAUCCAUUUCUAAUUGUUAUAUUAUAAAAUACAUUAAAUUGAAAGGUGAAAAUAGCUUUUUAUUUCAUAAAGAGAAAAAAAAAAAAAAAAUUUAUGUAAAAAAUGGUUGGCAUAAUAGCUCGAAAAAUGACUAUAGAAAAGAGAAAAAAGUAUUUCAAAUUUUGAAUUCAUUUUCAUCAAAUCCAAAUUCAGAUGAUGAAACAGAAAAAAGUCAGGGAAUAAAAAACAACAUCUUUAAUAUUAAUCCUAAUUAUAAUGAGGAUGAUAGUAAAGCGGAUAAAGAAAAGGAGGAAAGUAAAUUACCAUCAACAUCAGAAUUGAAAGAAAAUGAACAUGCAAAUAGUCACUUCUCAUGUAAUCAAACAUCCCUUGAUGAAUCUGAAGAUGGAAUAAACAAAUCAGAAAACUCUUAUGAAACCGAAUGUAAAAAUAAUGUAGAAGCAUGUGAUAGAGAUGAUCAAGGGAUAGAAAAAGAAGAGAUGGACGAAAAUAAAAAAUAUGCAAAAAAUAUAAAAUAUAAUGAUUUAAAGAUUAUUCGAAAUUUGCCAUUAAUAUCAAUUAUAGGGCGACCUAAUGUAGGGAAGUCUACGAUAUUUAAUAGACUUACACGUAAAUUUCAAGAGGGUAGUAUAGUUUUAGAUAAACCAAGUACAAGAGAUAAAUUUUAUGGAAAAUCGGAAUGGGAUGGAUAUAGAUUUGAGGUUGUUGAUACAGGGGGAUUAUUAUUUGAAGAUGAAAAUUUUUCUAAAGAAAUUAGGGAUCAAAUUUUAUUAGCUCUUGAAGAGUCUUCUGUUGUUCUAUUCGUUGUUGAUGGUAUAAAUGGUGUGCAUCCUGUUGAUCUUGAAAUAUGUCGAUUUCUCAGGAAAUUUAUUAAAAAAAAAUAUAAUAAAAUAAUUUCUAAACAAUCUAAAAAUGGUAAACAUGAUGAAUCGAAAGGAGAGUCCCUAAAAAAUGAUCAGCAAAAAACAUAUUGCAAUAAUAUUGACAAUAAUAAUGAAAAUCCGACUGAUAAUCCAUCCCAAAACUGCUUAUCCGAUGCAAGUAAUGAAAUAAAUUGUAAUAAAUCGGGGGCAUCUCAAAAUGAGGAGCAUCUUUCGGAUGAUACAAAUAAGAUUGAAGAGGAAACUCCAAAGCAAAAUGAACUUUUAAAGGUUAUUGUUUGUGUUAACAAAUGUGAAUCUUAUAAAGACGGAUAUAUUAAAGCACAAAACUUUUGGGAGUUAGGAUUUGAAACACCAUUCCCAUGUAGUGGUAUACACGGGAACGGGUUAUCUGAAAUAUUAGAUGAAUGCAUAAAAUAUAUAAAAAAGGUAAAAAUAAAUGAAUUAGAAGAAGAAGAAAAUGAAGAAAAUACAAUUAAUAUUAGUUUUAUAGGGAAACCAAAUACUGGUAAAUCUAGCAUAUUAAAUAAAAUAUUAAAUUGUAAUCGUUUUAUAGUUUCUCCAAUAGCUGGAACAACUAUAGAUUCAAUUGAUGUUUUAGUUAAAGGGAAAGAUGAUAAAAGAAUUUAUAGACUUAUUGAUACAGCUGGUAUACAAAAAAGAAAAAAAAAUGUUCCAUUUAAUGAAAAAACGAAAUUUGAAUAUUUAUUAUUUAAUAGAACUGAAAAGGCUAUAAAAAGAAGUGAUGUAUGUAUACUAGUUAUUGACUCAUUUAAUGGGAUUAGUAGUCAUGAUAUAAAUAUUGCAAGAAAAAUAUUGGAAGAAAAUAAAAGUUGUAUAAUUUGUUGUAAUAAAUGGGAUCUAAUAUAUAAUAAAAAUGAUAUAUUUAAUGACACAAAAAAUUAUGUACUUAAUCUUUUAAAGCCUAUAGAUUUUUCGGAUGUUUUAUUUGUAUCAGCCAAAACAUCACAAAGAUUAUCAAAUAUAUUUCAACAUGCAGAAGAAGCUUAUAAAAAUUACACCCGACGAUUAAAUACUAAUACUUUAAAUCAAAUUAUAAAAGAAGCACUUUUGCUUAGGCCCCCUGUCCCUAUAAAAGGAAAAACAUUAAAUAUAUAUUAUGCUAUUCAAGCACAUAUUAAACCACCUGGAUUUGUUUUUUUUUGUAAUUCUGAAAAAUCCGCAUAUUUAAAUUAUACUAAAUAUUUGGAAAAUAGAAUAAGAGAAGCAUUUAAUAUACGUGCAACCCCAAUCAAAAUUUAUUAUAAACAAAAGAAAAAAAGACGCCUUUUGAAAAAAUUCAAAGAUCCAGAUAAAUAUAACCUUGAUAUUCAAGAUAUUCAAAAAAAAUUUCUUGAAAGCCAAGCUCAAAAGAAUGCCCUUAGUGAUUCCAAAAAGGGAGUGUAA